CGCCUCGGCUGGCGAGACGCCGCUCGCGGAGUGGUUCUGGCAGAUCGGCAAAGGCGCGUCGCGCGCCUGGUCGCGCUACGCUCCCCACCAAGAGGCUCUGAUCGAGCGCGCCUACCAGCUGGCGGAGGAGAGGGUGCGGCUCGACGGCGAGCGGGUGCUCGACUUGCGGCAGAUGAAGCAGGUGCGCGACGACGGCCCCGGCCGCUCCCGCCCUGUGCGGCGCGAGCCGCCUGCAGCGCCAUACUCGACUCGUCCGACGAAGCGGAGGCGGGACGCGCGGGGGGCGACGGGCGGCGGCGAGGGCGGCGGCGGCGAGGGCGGCGGCGGCGAGGGCGGCGGCGGCGAGGGUGGCGGCGUGGCGACCGUGCGCGUUCUUCCCAAUCUCUCCCCCGCCAAGCGCGCCACCGUCCGCGUCGUGGUGUUGCGGCGCGACAGUGGCGUCGUGCUGACGGCUGGCUCGGGCUGCCUCGUCUCGCGCGACGGCCACGUGCUCACGGCGGCACACCUCUUUGUGAGCGCGCGGUCGGGCGCGCUCUUCCAUGGCUUUGCGCCGAGCGAGGCAGCGCGCUGCUCUGCUCGGAACCCCUCUCGGACCCUUCCCGGAACUGUCCCCGCAGGCAGCGCGCUGCUCGUGCUCGGUUGGCCGUCGCCGCACGGCCAGACGUCCAUCUUCGUCGACAGCACCCAUGAGUGCCUCUCCCGCGAGGGGCAGCUGCUGCACACGCGCGCCUUCAUCCACGCGGGAUCGAGCGGCGGGCCGGCGCUCACGCCCUCGCUGCACGUCGUCGGCGUGGUGAGCCACAACCCGCGCUCGUCCGACGACACCAUCCGCCCGCCAGAGGCGGGCGGCGAGGUGCACUACCUCGCGUGCAUCCGCUCGACCGAGCGCAUCGGGCUGAUCGCGCCCGCCGCCACCGACCUCAUCAGCUGCCGCCGCGCCCCCGCCGUCCUGCCACCGCCGCCGCCGGCCGCUGUGCCAUCGCUCCCAAAACUAGCGUGAGGGUUGCCAGUGUUUGGCGAGGAGUAUAUGUGCUGCGAAGUUUCGUGUGGCAAAAAUUGCGUGCUCGACACCCGCGGAUUGUAGUUUGUGUGCCGUCUCUCGAUCUCGUGUGCCGCACCGCGCACGCGCCGCAGUG
Emiliania huxleyi CCMP1516 is the source of this 1136-nucleotide messenger RNA. RefSeq lists its product as hypothetical. NCBI's taxonomy places the organism in Eukaryota, Haptophyta, Isochrysidales, Noelaerhabdaceae. The coding region runs from base 173 to 1000 and encodes 275 amino acids. The record is from RefSeq and is a predicted model, not a curated record. The transcript has 5 exons.